AAGCGGGGUCGAUAAAACGUCGCUCUCAAAAACAAACACCCGGCAGCAUCCAGUGUUCCUGGAUUUACUAGAGUCGUCGGUACUCUAUAUCUAUAAAUAAAACAAUCGUUCGUUAUAUACAUAUGUUUUUCAAAUCGACGAAUGCUAUUAUAUAUUUUGUAUUGAGCACUCGUUUCGGGGGAGACGCCGACGCCCGGCGCCGACGUCGUUUUUAAAGCGUCGACGGUGUCAGAGUAAUCUCACCAAUCCUAGGGGUCAUAAGUAAAAAAGAUCGUUACAAUAAUCAACCCUCUCAGACGCUGCAAGUUCCGUCAUAUAUAAACAUGAACUGCUGAAAAAUUCGUAGAUUAAACAAGGGAGCAUUAUCAUAUUUUUUAAAAAUAAAGAAAAAAAUGUGAAAGCAUUUUUCAAUUUGUUAUACACACAAAUAUUUUCCCUAAACGGAAAAAUUAUUUAUUUUUUUUUAUUUUUUUUUUCUUAUUUUGAAAUGGGCACGGCUGGCCGCGAUUUUGAACGAGAUAGAGAACGAGAACAGUGUAGAAUUUGUGCUAACAAUCUAUCGAAAGAUGACGGGGUGUAUAUUUUUUCGGAGGAAAGCAGGCGGCAUUAUCUCCAGGCAAAAAUACGGAAAUAUUUAUAUGUGUUGGUAUCGACCGAUGACAAACUCCCAAAGAUGGUAUGUUCAACAUGCACCAAAAGAUUGGAUGGUAUUCACCGAUUUACAACGAUGGCGCACCGAACUCAGGAAAAACUUAGAUUACAGCUAUCAGAAAUUAAUGAUAAUGAAAAGUCGACGGAUGACGUGGAUGAUGAGAAAAUCCUAGACAUCCAAGAAGAUACCAGAGGAAUGGAAGAUAGAGGAUUGCUUCAUUCAAUUCUAACUAAAGGUGCUAUAGAAAUUUUAGCCGAGGGGGAACCGUUGGAAUCUGCUUCUUUAUUAUCCCAUGAAGACAGCCAGAACACGCAAAGUAUGGAAGAGAUGGAAGUUAAAGUGGAUCCAAUGUUGUUCCUGCAAUGUGCUUUGGAACAACCAACAUCUGAUAUGUCUGAUACGUCGGACAACGAAGAAAAAAUAUCCAGAAAUUCAUCACCAGAACCAAUUUCUCUCACACACAAAAAUGUUGAGAUCAAACAAGAGCCGUCUUAUGAUACCAAACAAUUUGAAUCCAUGGAAAGCGACGACGACGUAAAUAAUCCGAAUAUAAAACCCCAUGAGUGCACGAUAUGUGCUAGAUCGUUCAUAUCUCAAAUUGGAUUACAAAAUCACUUGUGGUCGCACUUACCCAGAGACCGAAGAUUCGAUGGCAAACCUAUACUGAGGUCGCAACAAGUGUACUCUACAAACGGAGUGCUACAUACGAAUACAGACAAUUCCACUGGAAAUUUUAUCUGCCCCAUUUGUAGUAAAAAAAUUUCAACAAAGGGAAACCUAAAAGUACAUUUGGAAACACAUCGGCCUAAAGGAAAAUACGGAUGCGAUAUAUGUGGAAGAAUUUUCAAAACACAGUCUAAUUUGUUCCGUCAUAAGGAGUAUCAUGGUGGUAUUCAAUUUCCUUGUAACGUUUGUGGCAGAGUAUACCCCACAAACUCAACGUUGCGUGCUCACAGUAUUACUCAUUCAGAUUUGAGACCACACGCCUGUCCGUUAUGUGACAAAACGUUCAAGAGGAAUCAAGAUUUGAAAUUCCAUAUAAAUCAACAUACCGGCGCAAGGCCCUAUCAGUGCCCAUAUUGUCCAAAGGCUUUUGCAAGUUCUGGAAAUUGUUUCUCUCAUCGGAAGAGAAUGCAUCCACGGGAAGUACAUCGAGAUCGGCAGAGGGCUGCAGAUUUGAUGAGAUGAACCGCUGGCAGUCACUAUGAAAAAUGGGUUGAAUAAGUAGUUAACAAUGAUCGCACCAGAUUCAUCAGCGUCGUAUCAAGCUGAAGUAUACAUUCCGUAGGUGAUCAUGACUAUUUUACUUUGAACAGUAUAUGGUGCUAAGUAUCGUACCAUUUGAGUUUUUCAUUUGGCUACUUUAUUUCCUCAUUCAAUUUACUCAAAUGUUAAAUCAGGGAUAGGUUAUAUGAUACUUGUUGAUUUUGAAUUGACGGUAAGAGCAGCCUUGCAUGAUAUUUUAUAUAGACCAUGUAAUUUUAAAGAAACUGAGAGAAAAUGUGGAAGUGUGUCUAGGCAUGACGAUAUUCAUUUAUAAUCCUAGUCUGAUGAGAGAAGUCAAACAUCAGUGAAUUAUGAAUUUUUAAUAUUAGGUGAGAAUCAGAUAUCAUUAUUAUAGACUACGCGGAAUGGCAUAGGAAUACAUCAUAGUCUGAACACCUAAUUUUAUCGUUGUUUAUUAUAAUAUUUGAAAACUAGAGGACUAUGGACAUGCUUAAAAUGAUGAAUAUAAGUGAGAAGCUCAGUUGCAUAAAAUGCAAGUAAUAAAUUGGUCUGUCAUGAGAUUGAUGAAUAAUACUUUGACACUGUUAUAGGUAACAUUCUAGUCAUGUUUUAAACACAACUUAGAUACUUAGCGAUAAGUAAUACAUUAUUUUGUCUAUGUGUAGGUUUAAACCAACUUGGAUAGUUCAAGUUAUGUAGAAAAAAUAAGAAAAGUGAUUUUAUACACGUACACAAAAUGCAAUACGAAAUUGCCGAAAGACAGUUUUCAGAUUGUGACAGUUAAAUACAAAGUAUAUUAAUGAUGUCUUAUUCAAUGUUGAGACUGUAUACGAAAUUUUUGUGUCAAAUUAGUUUAAAUUUGAGAACAUAUAGCUAGUUACCAUAACUCACUUUGAUUCAAUGUCACCAUAAAUAAGUUGAGUCACGUAUAAAUAUACAUAAUAUUUAGUAUUACUAUAUAAGGCAGAAAUUAAAGGGCCUAGUUGGAGUCAUAAACGCAACUCAUACCAUUAUUCUUAUAAGAAAAGAUUGUAAUAAUACAUGUUAAAUGAAGUCUGAAUAGAAUUAGGCAAAACCUUUUUGAAUAGAAAUUUGUGUACUGUAGAGAAUAUACACAUAGUAUGUGCUUCCGUGCAAUUUACCAUCUCUAAAUAACAGAUAAACAAAUUGAUUAUUCGCGAUCAAUUAUAAUCAAUGAAACUGGUGCAUAAUAUUAAAUUGUUCCCUGAGUAGUGCCAUAAUAGAUUAGCAAUUAUAAUGCUAGUGACUUAUUCUAAUAUAGUUUAUACAAUAACGUGUAUUCUGUGAUUCUCUUUUUGAUAAAAAUUAUUAUUCUCCUCAGAGUAGAUAAGCAGUCUAAUGAUCAAACAAAGUCGAAAAAGUUAACUACACUCAUUUGAUGAAAUAAGAAAGGGAUGGUUCUUUUUAGAAGCAUUAAUUUCAAUUAUUUCGUGAAACAAACUAUAAAAUAUCAAUAAAUUUACGGGCACCUGAAGAAAA
Messenger RNA from Athalia rosae (coleseed sawfly), 3379 nucleotides. RefSeq names its product zinc finger protein 625-like. Bases 488 to 1840 code for a protein of 450 amino acids. The transcript has 5 exons. The record is from RefSeq and is a predicted model, not a curated record. Gene Ontology annotation, biological process: regulation of transcription by RNA polymerase II. Gene Ontology annotation, molecular function: RNA polymerase II cis-regulatory region sequence-specific DNA binding; DNA-binding transcription factor activity, RNA polymerase II-specific; zinc ion binding. NCBI's taxonomy places the organism in Eukaryota, Metazoa, Arthropoda, Insecta, Hymenoptera, Athaliidae. Gene Ontology annotation, cellular component: nucleus.